UCCCCUUCCUCUCGCCGUGCGGCCGAUCUCCUCGUCACAUAGCGAGAGAUCCCCAAAUCUCGUGAACCCUAAUCUCUACAGAACCCUGCGCCCAGUCGCUUCGCCUCGUCCCCCGAUUUGGUGCCCCCCCCUCUCCGGGCGUCCGGAACUUUCGCUACGGGAUGCCCCAUCUGGGCCGCGUUUCACGAUCUGCUUAUGCGUCCUUGGUCAUCAUGGCAAGGAACAUUGCAGUAAAAGGCAAGAACAGAUGGGGCAAGCAGCUCUGCUGUUUCCCUUGUUCCAGUAACUAUUUCUGCACCUCCACCUACGCCAACGGCGAGCAAUCUGCCAUCACCCAAGCAAUGGAUAUAGCAGAGAUGAAGGGCCAAACCUCUUAUUGUGUAUAUACAUCCCACAUUCCUCGCAACAGCACCCAUCGGGACGGUUCUAUUUACAAGAGGCACUCUGUUUUUCUACGUCUAUGGCCACUUAUUACCCGACGUGAUGAGACACAACUAGAGCCAAUGAUGUCCUCGCAGCCCAUGAAUUGCUCCCCGGAUCGGGAAAAAUGUGAAAUACAUUAUGCAACUCAUAUGUUGCAGAUUUUCUCAUUAAAAUUGGCUAAAAAUAGUACCAACGACGGCUUGGUACAGAUAUAUGGAUAUAUAGCAGUGCGGGAUUUUGAUGAUUCAUUGCUUAAUUAUGUUGUCAACCGCAGCAGAGAUGAUCCCAUCAUUGUGGAACAGGGUUCUCUUAUUGAGAUGACUGGCCCUAAGCGAUACAUCGCAAUGCUAUCCCCUGUACUUCUCGAGUUUGACAUGAGGAUCAAGAAAGGAGAGCAAGAAGAGGAUGAUCUACAACUAAUAGAUGGUGCAGACGAGUACGGCGGUGUACGCACAUCUGAAUACCCAUUCACUUGUCGUAUUAAUGGAGAUUGUGGCGCGGUUGACAUCACUUUAGCCCUUGUUCGUUGGGCAUUUGAGGCCACAAUAGAUGUUAUCAUAUCAAAAGUGCAGUGUGGAUUCGAUUUAUCUCUCAGUUCGUUUGUUCUUAAUAUGGAUGGGUUACAUGAGAUUCAGCUCUUUCGUGGCAGUAUUGGUGGGUCGUGUAGCUUAAGAAGACAUGUGAUUGCUGUAAAGGAGAAUACUUGGAUGCAUUUGAAGUUCAAGGUAGGUCAGAGAAGUUGUAAAAAUGAUGGUGAUCUUGAUCGGCAUUGUUCCUUCAAAGCAAAAAAACAUGGGUAUGAUUAUCAACAAAUCAUGCUCGAGCUUGCCUCUAUCUCAGUGAAGGUGACUUGGUCGAAUGUAGAAUAGGCUCGAGGUGAGUCCAACUUUGAAUUACGAAGCCGACAGCAAUUACAUCAAGGAAUUAACAAGGAAAGAAAAUACACAAUGAUCAAUGUGCGCAUGUAAAGCACUCUGUUUCAUAUUUGAAUUUUUAGUUGCGUUCCUUGAUCUUGCAGUGUAUGUGUGUCUAUUUGCUGCAGUGCCAGUUUACUAAUUUUGUGUUGGAACGUUCGUGUCUUGUCAAGUAUACAUGGGUAUUUGUAUCAUAAUUUGUGAUAUGCAUCCUCCUCAGUA
Messenger RNA from Hordeum vulgare subsp. vulgare (domesticated barley), 1559 nucleotides. RefSeq lists its product as uncharacterized. The transcript is spliced from 4 exons. Lineage: Eukaryota; Viridiplantae; Streptophyta; Magnoliopsida; Poales; Poaceae. The record is from RefSeq and is a predicted model, not a curated record. Bases 162 to 1292 code for a protein of 376 amino acids.